Ramularia collo-cygni is the source of this 354-nucleotide messenger RNA. RefSeq names its product related to mitochondrial genome maintenance protein Mgr2. The record is from RefSeq and is a predicted model, not a curated record. Bases 1 to 354 code for a protein of 117 amino acids. Gene Ontology annotation, biological process: protein insertion into mitochondrial inner membrane; protein import into mitochondrial matrix. The transcript is spliced from 4 exons. Gene Ontology annotation, cellular component: TIM23 mitochondrial import inner membrane translocase complex. NCBI's taxonomy places the organism in Eukaryota, Fungi, Ascomycota, Dothideomycetes, Mycosphaerellales, Mycosphaerellaceae.
AUGCCUCCCGUUGCAGCUGCAGGCGGCAUGUCAGGUCCAUCGACCUUUGACAAAGCAAAGAUGGGAGCCAUGAUGGGCGGCACCGUCGGGCUCUGUAUUGGCUUCAUAUUCGGCGCGACAAAUAUCAUUCGCUACGGCCCGGGACCAAACGGCAUGAUGCGAACUCUGGGACAGUACAUGCUUGGCUCUGCGGCUACAUUCGGGUUCUUCAUGUCCAUCGGAACGACGAUUCGCACAGAGAGCUCUCCCAUCAUGACAGAAGCCUUCCGCAAGGCGCAUGCGCGGCAUGGACCUCCAAUGAUGUUGCCAUAUGACCGAGCGCAGAGGAGGAGGGCGAGGCCAGAAGAGUCAUAA